Lolium rigidum is the source of this 2594-nucleotide messenger RNA. Its product is annotated as putative receptor protein kinase ZmPK1. The transcript has a single exon. Gene Ontology annotation, molecular function: protein serine/threonine kinase activity; ATP binding. The record is from RefSeq and is a predicted model, not a curated record. Bases 1 to 2484 code for a protein of 827 amino acids. Gene Ontology annotation, biological process: protein phosphorylation; recognition of pollen. Lineage: Eukaryota; Viridiplantae; Streptophyta; Magnoliopsida; Poales; Poaceae.
AUGACCACCUAUACUCUGCUUCUUGUACUCACCGUCCUCGCGGUCGGGCGGGCGGGGCCGCAGCGCGACCGCGACAGCCUGCCGCGUGGUUCCUCGAUCGCCGUCGAGGACCACGCCUCCGACGUCCUCGUCUCCCCGAACGGCGCGUUCGCCUGCGGCUUCCACGCCGUCUCCCCCACCGUCUUCACCUUCUCCGUCUGGUUCGCGCGCUCCGCCGUGGCCGACCGCGCCGUCGUCUGGUCAGCCGCCGCCGGCCCCACCGCGCGCCGGGUCGUGCACAGCCAGGGCUCCCGCCUCGCGCUCGACGGCCGCCGCGGCGCGCUCGUCCUCACCGACUACGACGGCGAGGUCGUCUGGAACUCCACCGCCCGCGACGGCGCCGCGCGGGCGAGGCUCCGGGACACCGGCAGCCUCGCCGUCGAGGACGCCCGGGGGGCCGUCCUGUGGCAGAGCUUCGACCACCCCACCGACACCCUGCUCCCCGCCCAGACCGUCGGCGCCAACGGCCUCGUCUCCUCCGGCAGGCUCCUCGCGCCGGGCCACUACGGCUUCCGCUUCAGCGACUACGCCAUGCUCUCGCUGGUGUACGACGACGGCGGCCAGGUGUCCAGCAUCUACUGGCCCAACCCCUACUUCAGCUACUGGCAGAACAGCCGCAAGAUCUACAAUUUCAGCCGCCAGGCCGGCUUCGAUUCCUCGGGCCAUUUCCUCGCCAGCGACAACGCCACCUUCGACGCCGCCGAUCUCGGCGCCGCCGGAGUCACCAGGAGGCUCACGCUCGACACGGACGGCAACCUCCGGAUGUACAGCCUGGACGCCCGCGGGAACACGUGGUCCGUGUCCUGGAUGGCAUUCCCUAACCCCUGCAUCAUCCACGGCGUGUGCGGCGCCAACGCGGUGUGCCUCUACACGCCCUCGCCGUCCUGCGUCUGCGCCCCCGGCCACGACCGCGCCGACCGGAGCGACUGGAGCAGAGGGUGCCGCCCGACGUUCGGAAACCCCACCGGCGUAGCCCGUGACCACGUGAAGUUCGUGGAGCUUCCGCACACCGACUUCUGGGGCUUCGACCUCAACAACAGCGAGUUCCUGUCGCUGGACGCCUGCCAGGCGCAGUGCGUCGGCGAGCCGUCCUGCGUCGUGUUCCAGUACAAGCAGGGCAAAGGGGAGUGCUACCCCAAGAGCCUCAUGUUCAACGGCAGGACGUUCCCCGGCAUGCCCGGCGCGGCGUACAUCAAGGUGCCCGCCGAUUUCGAUGUGCCGGCGGCGAACGUCCACCAGUGGCAGACCGAUGGCAUCAGCGGCCUUGCCACCGACGAGGACAUCGCCCGAUGCCAAGGCGGCGCAGGCUUACCACCGGAGUUCUUGCUCAACGUCUCCAGUACAGCAAGGGCGAGCAGCAGCCAGCGCAAGUCGCUAUGGUUCUACUUCUACGGAUUCCUGUCCGCAUUCUUGGUGAUCGAGGUGUUUGUGAUAGCCUUUGGGUGCUGGCUCUUCUCCAAGAAAGGAAUACUGUCCAGGCCGUCAGAGCUCUUGGCUGUGGAGGAAGGGUACAGGAUGAUCACCAGCCAUUUCCGGGCAUACACCUACUCGGAGCUGCAGAGGGCGACCAGGAAGUUCCGCAGCCACGGCGGUUCUGGUAUCGUCUACAAGGGGGUCCUGGACGACGAGAGGACGGUGGCCGUCAAGGUGCUGCAGGACGUGAGCCAGAGCGAGGAAGUGUUCCAGGCCGAGCUGAGCGCGAUCGGCAGGAUUUACCAUAUGAAUUUGGUGAGGAUGUGGGGAUUCUGCUCAGAAGGCGUGCACCGGAUCCUUGUCUACGAGUAUGUCGACAACGGAUCGCUAGCAAACGUGCUGUUCCAAAGUUCUGGCAAGCUCCUAGGAUGGAAGCAGAGGUUUAACAUUGCCCUCGGCGUGGCGAAAGGGUUGGCCUAUCUUCAUAACGAGUGCCUAGAGUGGAUUAUCCACUGCGACAUGAAGCCUGAGAACAUACUGCUAGACGAUGAAAUGGAGCCCAAGAUCACCGACUUUGGGCUGGCGAAGCUGCUCAACAGAGACGGGUCUGACUCGGGCUUGUCGCGGAUCCGAGGAACAAGGGGGUACAUGGCGCCCGAGUGGAUCUCCAGCCUCCCGGUCACCGAGAAGGUCGACGUGUAUAGCUAUGGUGUGGUGCUCCUGGAACUGAUGAAAGGGAGGAGGGUUUCAGAUUGGGUGGUGGAUGGGGCACAGGGGCUGGAAACUGAUGUGAGAGCUGUAGUUAAGAUGAUCGUCGACAGAUCGAAGCUUGAUGAUGUAGGGUGGAUUCUGGACCUGGUGGAUGAACGGCUGGAUGGCCAAUUUAAUCAUGUGCAAGCUAAGAUGAUUGCCCAAUUGGCUAUCUCGUGUCUAGAGGAAGAUAGAAACAAAAGGCCUGGUAUGAAGAAUGUAGUGCAGAUGCUCAUCUCUGCAGAUGAUGAGUCCAGAGGUCAUCAGUAUCCAGAUAUAUGAUUCUAUUUAUUUCGGAAUUCCUUUAGUGUUCGUAUGUACAUAUAUACAAGCUUCUGUCACAACUAACCAUGUCUUUUAUUUGCCAAAAAGAAAAUACUCCUAUGUCUUUU